CAAUCUUCUCAACCUCUCUCUUCCCUGUCCCGCAGUCAGGCCGGUUGGAAUAACACCUCUCUUCACUCUCGCUGGGGAAGUCCACGCAACACUGUAUUUCUACACUACGUCUGGGACUACGGCACUCACCCACUCUCGGCACAGUGAGGACAGUACGGCUGGGAAGCCUCAGAAGGUGGGCUGGUCUGGGUGUCUCUCCUCAGCAGUCAUGGGGAGGUCAGGAACCCUCCGGGUUUGGCCGUUUGGGACGAGCAUGCAGUUGUUACUUCCCCUCGUCCUCUGUGUCACCUGCAUCCAUGGUGUUUUUCCACCACAGCCACGGGUCUUCCUGUCAUUUCAAGAAUUACAGAAAACCCAGUCCUUUGAGCACUACACUCUGUCUGAGAAGGCCAUGGACUAUAGGAUCCUGUUCAUGGAUGAGGAUCAGGACCGUAUGUAUGUGGGCUGCAAAGACCAUGUGCUUUCGAUGGACAUCAACAACAUCAGCCAAACCACGCUGAAGAUCUUCUGGCCGGCAUCCACUAGCAAGGUCGAGGAGUGUCAGAUGGCUGGCAAAGACCCCACACAUGGAUGUGGAAACUUCUUACGAGUGAUCCAGCCUUAUAACAGGACGCAUCUGUUCAUCUGCGGCAGUGGAGCCUACAGUCCAGUGUGUGCAUAUGUUAACCGUGGCAGGCGUCCGGAGGAGCAAGUCUUUCAAAUUUCUUCCCGAGCAGAAUCAGGGAAAGGAAGAUGCUCAUUUAACCCACAAGUCAACACUGUCUCAGUCAUGCUCAAUCAGGAGUUGUUCUCUGGCAUGUACAUUGACUUCAUGGGGACAGACGCGGCCAUCUUCAGGAGCCUGACCACAAGGAAUGCAGUGAGGACGGACCAACAUAACUCCAAAUGGCUGAGCGAGCCAGUGUUCAUUGAUGCCCACUUGAUUCCUGAUGGCUCGGACCCAAACGACGCCAAACUUUACUUUUUCCUGCGCGAGAGACUGACAGACAGUAGUGGAAACACUAAGAACAUCCACGCUAUGGUGGCUCGAGUGUGCCCUAAUGACACUGGAGGUCAACGCAGUCUGGUGAACAAGUGGACCACGUUUCUGAAGGCUCGGCUGGUAUGUUCGGUUCUAGAGGAAGACGGCACAGAGACCCACUUUGAUGAGCUCGAGAAUGUGUUUUUACUGGAGACGGACCACCCAAAGGGCCUUCUCAUCUUUGGAGUUUUCACAUCUACAAGUUCUGUGUUCAGAGGUUCUGCUGUCUGCGUGUACAACAUGGCCGACAUCCUGACGGUCUUCAACGGACCGUUUGCACACAGGGAAGGGCCUAACUUCCAGUGGGUGGCUUUCCAGGGCCGGAUCCCGUACCCACGACCGGGAACUUGUCCCGGUGGUGCAUUCACCCCUCACAUCCAGAGUACUAAAGAGUUUCCAGAUGAUGUGGUGACGUUCGUGAGGAAUCACCCCGUCAUGUUUAACCCCAUUUACCCGGUCGGCAGAAAACCUCUGGUGGUGCGGACGCAUGCCGAUUACAAAUACACCUCUAUAGCGGUGGACCAGGUCACCGCUGCGGACGGACACUACCAGGUUCUAUUUCUGGGCACAGAUAAAGGCACGGUACAGAAGGUCGUAGUUCUACCGACAAACGGCUCUCUGGAUGAGGAUCUAAUCCUGGAGGAGCUGGAAGUAUUUAAGAAGCAAUCUCCAAUCACCAACCUACGAAUCUCAUCUAAAAAGCAACAGCUGUAUGUUAGCUCAGAGCAUGGAGUGUCCCAGGUGUCUUUGCACCGCUGCAACGCAUACGGCUCUGCCUGUGCAGACUGCUGUUUAGCGCGGGACCCGUACUGUGCCUGGGAUGGGCUCAGCUGUUCUCGAUUCUACCCUACUGGCAAGAGGAGAAGCAGAAGGCAGGAUAUUAUGCAUGGGAAUCCACUGACUCAGUGCAGAGGGUUCAAUCUGAAAGCCUACAGGAAUGCAGUAGAGAUGACUCAGUAUGGUGUCAAAAACAACACCACUUUCCUGGAGUGUCAUCCCAAAUCUCCACAGGCCUCAGUUAAAUGGCUCAUUCAGAGAGACAACGAUCGCAGGAAAGAGGUGAAGCUGAGCGAUCGUGUGCUGUCCACCAACCACGGUCUGCUCAUCCGUUCAGUGCAUUCUUCGGAUCAGGGCCUGUACUACUGUCUGGCCACAGAGAAUGGAUUCAAGCGCACUCUUGCUAAGAUCCGUCUCCAGAUUCUGAGCGAGGCUCUGGUCAGCGCUCUGAGCAAUAAACAUUCACCCUGGGGCUGGGCAGCCUCACUGCACCCUAAAGCCCUGGUGUCGGCCUUCAGCCCGGCUGAGACGUUGGCCAUGCACCAAUACUGCAAGGAGCGCAAACAGAUGCAGAGUCUGCAGAACAUACAGAGCCCCAUGAGAGGCGAUCUGGGCAAACUCAAACCCUUGCUGGACCACAGGAAGAGCAGAAACCGCCGGAACCACUUACUAGGGGAAUAGAGGUCAAAUGUAAGGGAAGGAGAUUGAAGAAGAGAUAAUGAAAAGGAAAAAGAUGGAUAGAGAGACGAUGGAAAAGGAAUUAAGACAUGCAUCAGGAAAGAACUCGAGUGGAAAAUAAAGGAGGAGAACGUUGGAGAAGAUUCCUCUGUUAUGAACCUCAAUUGUUGUUUUUCUUCAAGCGCAAAGCAUCUCAGGUGCUUCCUGUACAGCAGUCUUAUAUACAUCAACACCCAGAGCAGAGGACUCUGAAACAUCUUCACACACAGGCAC
Messenger RNA from Labeo rohita (rohu), 2749 nucleotides. RefSeq names its product sema domain, immunoglobulin domain (Ig), short basic domain, secreted, (semaphorin) 3C (gene sema3c). The record is from RefSeq and is a predicted model, not a curated record. Gene Ontology annotation, biological process: negative chemotaxis; axon guidance; positive regulation of cell migration. The transcript is spliced from 18 exons. Gene Ontology annotation, molecular function: chemorepellent activity; semaphorin receptor binding. The coding region runs from base 209 to 2479 and encodes 756 amino acids. NCBI's taxonomy places the organism in Eukaryota, Metazoa, Chordata, Actinopteri, Cypriniformes, Cyprinidae.